Molecule: messenger RNA, 936 nt
Organism: Cinclus cinclus
Lineage: Eukaryota; Metazoa; Chordata; Aves; Passeriformes; Cinclidae
Product: serine/threonine-protein kinase pim-1-like
Exons: 7
Biological process (GO): negative regulation of apoptotic process; regulation of mitotic cell cycle; protein autophosphorylation
Cellular component (GO): cytoplasm
Molecular function (GO): protein serine/threonine kinase activity; ATP binding
Source: RefSeq, a predicted model, not a curated record
AUGUCCAGAGGAGAGCGGGACAAUGGGAAAAAUGGCACUGGCUACAAGGAGGACAAUAUUAGAAACAACCGGGACCAGGAUUCAGAGGGAAAAGCACAUAAGAGAUCGGAGACCAUUAACUGUGGUGUGAGCCUAAGGAAGAAGGUGAGCAAAGCGGAGAAGCCUCCCCUGGAGCAGCUGUACCGGGAGGGCCCGCUGCUGGGGAGCGGCGGCUUCGGCAGCGUUUACGCCGGGACCCGGCUCGCCGACGGCGUCCCGGUGGCCAUCAAGCGAGUGUCCCGGGACCGCGUCUUGGAGUGGGCGCGGCUGCACGACGGCGCCCUUGUGCCCCUGGAGCUGGUGCUGCUCUGGAUGGCGUCGUGGCCCGGCUUCCGCGGCAUCGUGCGGCUCCUGGACUGGUUCGAGCUGCCCGACGGCUUCGCGCUGGUCAUGGAGCGUCCGGAGCGCUGUCAGGACCUCUGGCACCUGCUGCACGCGGGGGGGUUCCUGCCAGAGCCCGUGGCGCGGGCGCUGUUCCGGCAGGUGCUGGGGGCCGUGCGGCACUGCACCAGCCGCGGCGUCCUGCACCGCGACAUCAAGGCCGAGAACAUGCUCGUUGACCUGGCCACCGGCGAGGCGAAGCUCAUCGACUUCGGCUGCGGCACAAUCCUGCAGGACACCUUCUACACCCAGAUGGCCGGAACGCGGGAGUACUACCCACCGGAGUGGAUCCUCUUUGGCCGCUACCAUGGCCAGCCAGCCACCAUCUGGUCCCUGGGCAUCCUGCUCUAUCAGCUGGUGUGCAGGCACCUUCCUUUCAAAAGCAGAGAGGACAUCGUCCGGGGACAGCUCUUCUUCCCGCCCCGGGUGUCUCAAGAGUGCCAGCACCUGAUCAGGUGGUGCUUAUCCAUGGACCCUGCAGACAGGCCAUCCUUGGAUGACCUUUUAGAACAUUCU